CGCGUGACCUGCAGCCACGUGACCUGCGCGGGGCGGGGCCGCCAGUGCCGUGUAGCUGCAGCCGCCGCGGGAGGCGUCCGCAACAAGAUGAAGCUCAUCAUCCUGGACCACUACUCCCAGGCCAGUGAGUGGGCGGCCAAAUACAUCAGGAACCGCAUCAUCCAGUUUAACCCAGGGCCAGACAAGUACUUCACGUUGGGGCUCCCCACCGGGAGCACCCCCCUCGGCUGCUACAAGAAGCUGAUCGAGUACUACAGGAAUGGAGACCUGUCCUUCCAAUACGUCAAGACUUUCAACAUGGACGAGUACGUGGGCCUCCCCCGAGACCACCCCGAGAGCUACCACUCCUUCAUGUGGAACAACUUCUUCAAGCACAUCGACAUCCGCCCGGAAAACACGCACAUUCUGGACGGGAACGCAGCCGACCUGCAGGCCGAGUGUGACGCCUUUGAGGAGAAGAUCCAGGCUGCGGGCGGGGUCGAGCUGUUUGUCGGAGGCAUCGGCCCUGAUGGACACAUCGCCUUCAACGAGCCGGGCUCCAGUCUGGUGUCCAGGACGCGGGUGAAGACGCUGGCCAUGGACACCAUCCUGGCCAACGCUCGGUUCUUCGAUGGAGAUCUCGCCAAGGUGCCCACCAUGGCCCUGACAGUGGGCGUGGGCACCGUCAUGGACGCCAGAGAGGUGAUGAUCCUCAUCACGGGCGCCCACAAGGCCUUUGCUCUGUACAAAGCCAUCGAGGAGGGCGUGAGCCACAUGUGGACCGUGUCGGCCUUCCAGCAGCACCCCCGCACGGUGUUCGUGUGCGACGAGGACGCCACCCUGGAGCUGAAAGUGAAAACCGUCAAGUAUUUCAAAGGUUUAAUGCUUGUUCAUAACAAGUUGGUGGACCCCUUGUACAGUAUCAAAGAGAAAGAAACAGAAAAGAGCCAGUCUUCUAAGAAACCAUACAGCGACUAGCCUGUGCCACUUCUAGUUCCCAGUGCCUCACUGGGACAGGCAGGUCUUUCUGGACAUUGUCUGUAGGAGGACAGAAUUGUAUUUCUUUAAUCUAGUACAGUUACUCCAGAUAAACGUGUGAACUUCCUUUUCUGGC
Phacochoerus africanus (Common warthog) is the source of this 1093-nucleotide messenger RNA. RefSeq names its product glucosamine-6-phosphate deaminase 1 (gene GNPDA1). The record is from RefSeq and is a predicted model, not a curated record. The transcript has 7 exons. Bases 88 to 957 code for a protein of 289 amino acids. Gene Ontology annotation, biological process: D-glucosamine catabolic process; N-acetylneuraminate catabolic process; N-acetylglucosamine catabolic process. NCBI's taxonomy places the organism in Eukaryota, Metazoa, Chordata, Mammalia, Artiodactyla, Suidae. Gene Ontology annotation, molecular function: glucosamine-6-phosphate deaminase activity; identical protein binding. Gene Ontology annotation, cellular component: cytoplasm.